Molecule: messenger RNA, 3791 nt
Organism: Danaus plexippus (monarch butterfly)
Lineage: Eukaryota; Metazoa; Arthropoda; Insecta; Lepidoptera; Nymphalidae
Exons: 7
Coding region: 288-3233 (981 amino acids)
Source: RefSeq, a predicted model, not a curated record
ACAGUAAAUACUUGUGGGAGAUAAAAUAAUAGUUUUUCAUUGUUUUGUGGAUAUUUAAAGACUAUUAAAAUUUAAGCACUAGUAUUUAAGUAAAAUUUUGAGUUAUUGACUAUUUCUAAUCAUUGUUGUAAUAUAAUAAUCUAAGUUUUUUUUUUAUUAUUGAGUUUCUUAGAAUUAGAUAUGUUUCAUUAUUACGAUAUUAACCCCGUAAUAGGGACUUAAAACUGUGUCGGCUGAAAUUUAUCUGGAUUGAAAUUAACUAUUCGACUUGAAUAAUAAAUUUUAAAAUGACUAAAACUACGACGCAAAAAAUAAAAGGUCAUCCAAAAAAUCAAAAAGGUUUACGAAAAACUCCAAGUGUAGUAAAAGAUACAAUACCGCAGAAAAAAACGAGAAGUGCUCUUGCUGAAAAUGCCCGGGUCAGACGAGCCAAACUCACCAAAAAUGAUAUUAAAAUAAUGUUAGCCAAUGAAGUUGUUAGAGCUCAGUUCCCUCAAAAACGAACAUGGACUGGUAAUACUUCAAAAAUUGAUGUACCUAAAAAAACAAACACGAGAACUACGAACAGAAGACGAGUAAAUAAAACAGAUAAUGUUCAACAUGCUAAGGACUGCGAAGUAGAUUGCAGUAAGACAGCAAUUGAUACAAAGAAAGGCAGUAAAAUGUUAAAAAGACAGGAAAAUGAAAUCGUUGGAAUCAACACAACUUGUACAACAUCAAAGGAUGAGUCUGUACAAGUUAAAGAAGAAACAUCUAUACCAAAUAGACUCAGAAGUAGACGGACAGCAAACAAAUCGGCUCAAGCUAAAGAUAAUCACAAAAAACAACUUCAACCACAGAAAAAGCAGACAAAAUCAAGGGCUGCCAGAAGGAAGUUACAAAUGAAGCAUAAACCCGAAGAAACAUGUGAGAACAAACUCGAUGAUAACAUCAGCGAACCGGCCCUGAAAGAAAAAAUUGAUGUUAUUGACAUGGAUAAGAGCAGUUCUAAGAGUUCCUUGAUAUUGAGGAGUAAUUCCCGUUCAUCAGAAUUGUCGUGGACGAAAAAUAUUUCUAGUUCCGCCACAACGAGCUGUAUAACAGUGUCUCCUAAUGAUUUUUUCGCAAUCGAUAAUAAAGUUCCGCUUGUCAGAUUAAUAAGUAUUGACUGGGCCGUUAAGGAUCCAGUUAAUAUUAAUCAAGUAAAUCAAGGAAAAAGUAUUAGUGAUACUGAUAGUGAUAGUGCUACAAGUGGGAUGAAUAAGGGUGAUUUACAAGGAAGCGAUGAUGACACAAACAUUGACAUUUCCUUGCCAUCAUUGAAUCUCAGCACCUCAUCCUCUGAUACGUGUUCCACGAAUAAUUCAGAAAAUACUUCGGAACCUGUUGAUAAGUUUGGUGAGACGUUAAAGAAAAUAUCGUCUAACCUGGAAUCGCUUGAACUUGAGAUGGUAAGCUGGACGGAUACUGCGGAUGAGGAUGCGAGUCAUGAUAGUGAUUUAUUGAAUAACGAAAAAAUCCAAAGCAUUUUCUUGACAGACGAGGGAGACGUUCUAGUGACAUGCAGAGAAAUAAAUCGUGUCUUACUGGAACCCAAAGAGGUUACGACGAAUGAGAAUUUAGCAGAUACAGAAACAGCUGAAGGGAAUGAUUGUGAAGAAAAAUCUGAUGAAGUAAUUGAAACAGGAGAGGAUAUAAAUACAAAAGAAACAAAUGUAUUACCGUGUUGUACACUUGCGGAGAAUGAUAACGCUAACCUGUCUCCCGCAGACUCUGAUGAUGAAGACACAAUAUCAUUGUUCGCUGAAAGCAUAACUGAUUUAGACACACCGAAAUUGAACGAUUCGGGGGCUGGUGACGAUUUAAAUGUUACAGAAGAAUAUAUCCCGGAACCUAUAAGCAAAUGUCCAUUCAAAACACCAGAAGUAAGAUACCAACCGACUGUUAUUUCCAACACAAAAGCAGCUGAACCUAACCUGAUCUCUAACCUGAAUAGUCCUAUACAAAACACAGUUUCCACAUCCUUCUGCAAGGACAGGAAAAUAACAUAUGGUAACAGAGCGUAUGGCAAUCAGAAUAGGAUCCUCAACAAGGAAGCCACGUGCAGUGGAAAUGUCAUGUCACAACCAAUAUUAAUAUCCUCGAUAUAUAAGCCGAUACAGGGCGUCAAGAGCGUGGUGUUUAGAGGCGUCUGCUUCUUCCAUUUGAUAUCAAGCUGUAAGAAUAACUACUGUAAAUUUCCUCACAUCUUCAUUGAAAUAGAUGAUAUCAGAAAGAAACUGUCAGUCCUCAGCGAGGAUCUGUUCUUGGAGGAAUAUAUAUUGGUUAAAAGUUGGCCGCAUCUGAGACGGAGAUACGGCCAGUGCUUCGUAGACGAAUGCAUAAACAGAGACUUGUCAAGGAUGCUGGUAGAAAUGUCCAUAGACUUCGUCAUCAAAGCCAAUUGCAGUUCCACAGACGACGAACGUUUGAAAACUGAGGUCGCCGAGAAAGUGUUGCUUUACUUGAACGAUAUAGAACUCGCACGUUUCACUGAUUUACUAACAUACAAGGUGGAGUACAGCGGCGUUUUGUUAUAUGAAUUCUUCCUGUCGACUAUAUCGAAGUCGCAGAACUUUUCCCGUUUCAAGGCUGUUUUUAUAAAACUGGCGGAUUUUAUGUCCCAUUUACAAAGGGUGUUCGACCAGGACGCCGCUACUCUCUUGCUUGAAAGGAUCAGUAUUCUGCCGUACGAUGAAGGUUUGGCGUUGGGAAUGAUAAAGGUCAUCAAAAAAACGGAUGAAAUUAUAUUCUCCAGUCCUCUGAUGCGUUAUUUUGAGACACAGUUGAGAUUUUCGAAUUUAAACUUAUAUAACGAGCUCAUCAGACUCAAAAACAAUGCCCUAGCCAACUCCGAGAAAUUUGAACGCACUAACAACAAAGCACAUACAGAAGUUUCCGGCCAAACGCAAAUUAAUAGCAUUAAGUUGAAUAAAAUUAUCGGAUCUCCAAUAGCCACGAAAAUACUGAAUAAUGCGUCGCAACCAAUGCUAAUGAGGACUGUUGAUUUAAAUCAAUUAGGACUCUACUUAAGACUUCAAGCGGCAAAAGCAAACAUGUCUGUUUUCGACAAUAUCAGCCAGAGACGCUUCGACCAGUCAGUGACGACACCUCGCUGGCUAGGAUCAAAAUACAGAUUGGAGCAGUUUCCAAAAGCGGGACCGAGUAAAUGUCAAAGAACGCCUGCGUCUAAAUACUUUCAAGAUUAUUAUUGAAUGUGUUUAUCUGUUACCAUGUACUUUAUUUCUUAGCUUUACUCAAACUUUUGUUAUCAGAAUAAAUUUUGUUAUUUUGUUGUGUCUCUGUUAACCUCUUCACUUGUGUUUAUUUAUAGUUCGGACAUAAAAUUUUGAGCUCAUUUUAAUAGAGGUUUAAAAUCUGUAAUAAUUUUGCUUUCGUCGUUAGGAUUAUAUAAUAUUUGACAUAGUGUACUGUUAUUAUUUGCGAUGUGACAUUCAUGUAACUAUUAUAAUAAAAUUUAAAUAUAAGGACCCGAAAAUGUAAUUUAAUUCUACGUAAAACUUGAAAGGUCCUUACUAAGAUCAUUUAUCUAGACAGGCGCUUUUUUUUAGUGCUAGUAUAUAUUUUUUUUUAUAUACUUUACUUAAUUUGCAGCUACAAUGCCAAACUAUGAGUAGAUGGCAGUGAUUGUAUUCGAUACAAGUCAUUGUACUUCUGGAAGUAGUUUUAUGAGAAAAUUUUUACUGUGUCUCAGUUGUUCUUUUUUCAACUUAAAAAAGAUUAUGUUUAAAUAAAAAAAAUAUGAUUGAUUA